This is a messenger RNA of Cynoglossus semilaevis (tongue sole), 9303 nucleotides long. RefSeq names its product lysine (K)-specific methyltransferase 2E (gene kmt2e). Gene Ontology annotation, biological process: regulation of DNA-templated transcription. The transcript is spliced from 24 exons. Lineage: Eukaryota; Metazoa; Chordata; Actinopteri; Pleuronectiformes; Cynoglossidae. The record is from RefSeq and is a predicted model, not a curated record. Gene Ontology annotation, cellular component: Rpd3L-Expanded complex; Set3 complex.
GUAACUGUGGCUGCGAUAUAGAUUAAAAGGGGAAACAUAACAGGAAACGAUAAUAACAAAGUACCGGGAACGCGCACGGUGCCACCGCCCAUAAGUGCACGACCUGUGCACGGCCAGCAGCAAAAGGAUGAAAGGGAAAAAAAAACAACCUCCGACGCCAUCUUGUUUCUAUUCGACAACAACAUCUGUUAUGACCAGUUCAAGUCACCAUUGGCCGCAGGUAGUCCAUUCUUCAGUGUCGGAUUAAGUAAAAACACACUAAAACGUGAAAUAACACAAAAUGGCGAUUUUGAUUAAACUUUGUUGAAACAUAGCACGUAUUCAGUUGUUGCGUUGUUACCUAAUGGCGCCUGAUGACAGCUGCUCUCCGGUUGCGCCCCUCUCCCCUCGUAGCUCAGAGCCCGCCCACUAACACUAGCUGCAUGAUGUCAUCACAAACCGGCCAUUGCCUCUCAAAAUAUGACAAAUUUUAGCCACAACUUCAGGAAAAAAACGAAGUGUCGACAGCAAGUGUGCGCUAGAGUCUCACCAAAAAGGCAAUUAAUUGGACAACACAAAGGAAAAUACGGAUUUUGAAUCAAUACACUCUCCCCGAACAUUCUACAUUCCCUCCUGUAAAAGGCGUCAUCAGAUCAUUUUCGAUUGAAUAUCGAGAGGAAGUGCGACUAUGAUCGACCAGACUUUUCUCGGUUCCUUUCCGUCCGAGUUUAUUUCGAACAAUAUUCCUGUCUUGCUUGUGUGCUGUUGCAGCAGCAGCUGCGGGUCUUGUCGCUCACUGCGCAAGCGCCGGAGGUUGCGGUUGAGGGUGUGGGGGAGGGUCGAGGAGAGAUGGAAACGAUGAGAACAUCCCCACUACAUAUGAUGUCAAAGGGAUUUCUGGUGGUAGGAGAGAAUGGUGUGAACAAAACCACAACAAUGAUCAAAUUCGACUCUAACCAUGUGUAAUGCCUGAAACGUCAUUAGCACUCAAAGGUUUAUAAGUCACCCCAAAUAUGAUGUAUAUCUAUGUAUAAAUAUGGAUUUUAAACUCACUUUUUGGAUACUUAUUCAGACCUGACUAACAUACAAAUGGAUGCAUUAUUGUAUAGGAAAAUCUAAUUUAUUGGUCAUUGUACUCUGCAUUUAAGCCAUCCCCAAAGAGCAGUGGACAGUUUUGUGGUGUGUGCUCAGAAACACUAAACAACAGUAAGAGUUAGUUUUGAACCUGCCCACCACUGGUUACAAGCCCAAUCCUCUCUAUUAGUCCAUAAGGUGUCUACUGGAGGGGCUGGACAGAAUAAUCUGAAGCCUUCAAGAUCACAAGUGCUUUAUACAGGAAAAAUGAUUUUAUAGGGCAACUAAAAUUUGUAUUUGUUCCCAUCAGUUCCAUAUGAAAUUAACUAUUUUAGGAAGUAGUCAGUUAAGGAUUCUAUGAUGUACUCUGCCAGUUAACAUUUUGUUUAUGAUAUAUGAAAUAUUAGAAUACAAGAAGGAGUUUUAUAUUGUAACAUUCUGGUUGUCCUUGUGUUCAUGGUGUUUUGACCUCGAAGUUCAAGGUUAAAUUUUCAAAUGCCACGGCCUCUCUAAAUAUAUUCCACUCAUGCUCUGCUUUCUCUGUUAUAAUUUAAUCUUCCUGCUUGGUGUGGUACCGGCUCUCCCUUCCUCACUUCAGUUCAAUAUACUGGUUCUCUUUUGUAAAAAGGUUAUGUAACAGCUUAAAGCUGCCUCCUACCGCUUUGGGUGGAUGACCUUAGGUGCUGCUUCUUUCCCAGCACCCUUAGUGGUAUAAUAAAGGAAUCUGGUUUCAAACCAUUAAGGUUAUUUGGUCGUUGAGCAUUGUAAACCUUUUUAUGAUGCAGUUUUUUUUCUGGACUGGCCUUGACUACAAACUGUAGCUUAUAUAAAGUAAAUAUAAAGAGCAUAUGCCAUGUCCACAUGACUCAUUUAAAUGGAUACUUGGAGAUGAGCUCCCCAGUAAGUCCAGAAUAUGUUUGUGCUCCAAAGUUGAUCAACAGUAAGUAUUAAUGCAUUUGGGAUAUAAUGUUUUUUUGUCACAAAAACUAUUAUGCCCCAUGUCACAGUCAGCAUAAAAAAAAAAUCAGUCCAGACAUUUUUAUUUUUGUAUCCACUCAAACCCUACAAAAAACAAACAAAAAAACAGUCUCAUGAAUAUGUGAACACAGAGAUUGUAUCUCAGUCACUUUCAACCUGUCAGAAGGAAGAGCAAUAAUUUAAACAAAACAUCCUGAUAGAAACAUCCCAAAGCUGACUUAAUUUUCAUGAGAUGAUUAUGAAGAUAUGACCAUUACCGAAGGCAAUGCUGCGCUGAAAUUUUUGAUGGCAUAAACUGUGUAAACUUUAAAAAAAAGCUGCCGUUAAUUUGUCAGUGUCCAAUUUCAAACGGUUACUUGAAAUCAAAAUAGUGAUUGCGUCUAAAGCGUAAACAAUAAUUCCGUUAACGGGCAACGACUCCACACGAAUUUAUUCCUUAACGUCAGCGACGAAAAUAGCUGAGACAAGAAACGAGCCGUGCCGCGUACGCGCAUGGACGCGCGACCGCGGCGCCCCUGUAAAAACGACUGGGGAGCCCCGCAGCAUGAGGGGGCGGAGCUCGUGUUCAGUGACGGGGAGGGAGGAAAGGAGGGGGCUAGCGGUGGAGGCGGGGUCUCGUCAGUCCUGGCAGGGCCGCCAUUUUUGCAAAGGGAAAAGAGAUUGGUUUGAGGGGAUCUAAUUUCUGAAAGUGGCCGUCUUUUAAGGCUUAGUUUUAGCUUUUUCGAUUAGAUUUUUAAGUCUAAAUUUAGAGCUCCGCUUAGAGGAAAAGGUAAAGGAUUUUUCUCAGAAAAGGACUCCGCAGGGGAAACGUUAGUUUGCGAGUAUUUAGGAGCUUUGCUAGGAAUCCGCAGUGUGUGGACAGAAGUAUUGUUUUGGUUGUGGAAGCUGUGUGGAAAGCGACAGGGGUCUCACCCAGGUCCCCCUUUUCGCUGUUUGAACCCAAAGAGUGGACAUAAAACGGCCUUGUGGAUGCACUUAGAUGUCUGCAAUGACUGCUGUGGCUGGCAUGCCUCAGUGUUUUGGACUACCAUUCUCUGGACUCAGUAGGACAAGAACUGAUCAGCAGAGAACGUCAUGAGCAUAGUCAUUCCAGUGGGGGUGGACACAACAGACACCUCAUACUUGGACAUGGCGGCAGGCUCAGAACCAGAGUCGGUGGAGGCCAGCCCUGUGGUCGUAGAAAAGUCCAGCUACCCACACCAGAUCUACAGCAGCAGUUCACACCAUUCCCACAGUUAUAUUGGCCUGCCCUAUGCUGACCAUAACUAUGGGGCGCGGCCCCCACCCACGCCGCCGGCCUCCCCUCCUCCCUCAAUGCUGAUCAGGCAAGGAGAGGGAGGGCUGUUUGUUCCAGGUGGGCAGGACGAAGCAUCUCGGGGCACCACACUCAGUACCUCAGAGGAUGGCAGCUACGGUGCUGACAUCACCCGCUGUAUCUGUGGCUUCACUCACGAUGACGGCUACAUGAUCUGCUGUGACAAGUGCAGUGCCUGGCAGCAUAUAGACUGCAUGGGCAUUGACAGGCAGAACAUUCCGGAGACCUACCUGUGCGAGCGCUGUCAACCGCGACAUUUGGACAGGGAGAGGGCCAUCCUACUGCAGACCAGGAAACGUGAAUGCUUGUCUGAUGGGGACACCAGUGCUACAGAGAGUGGCGAUGAGGUGCCUCUAGAACUUUACUCCACUUUUCAGCACACGCCCACCACCAUCACCCUGACGACAGGGCGCCUUGGCAAUAAACAGGCUGAUAAAAAACGUAAAAAGAGCGGAGACAAGGAGCCUCCAGCGUCAUCGGCAAGAGCCAAAAAGGCUUUCCGGGAGGGUUCGAGAAAGUCCUCCAGAGUAAAGGGUGCAGCUCCAGAGCAGGAGCCAACAGAGCCCCCGUCUAUGUGGGAGAACAAAAUGAAGACGUGGAUGGAGCGAUAUGAGGAGGCCAGUAGCAAUCAGUACAGUGAGGACGUCCAGGUCCUGUUGCGUGUUAAAGAGCAAGGCGACGGCAAGAGCCUUGCGUACAACACGCACCCGGCCUCCUUCAAACCACCUGUGGAGAGUCAAAUUCAGAAAAACAAGAAGAUCCUCAAGGCGGUGAGAGACUUGGCCCCAGACUCCCUCAUCAUUGAGUACAAGGGGAAAUUUAUGCUUCGACAGCAGUUUGAGGCCAACGGGUAUUUCUUCAAAAGGCCAUACCCAUUUGUCUUAUUUUAUUCCAAAUUUGAUGGAGUGGAGAUGUGUGUGGACGCUCGGAGCUUUGGAAAUGAAGCCCGUUUCAUCCGUCGCUCCUGUACGCCCAACUCUGAGGUGCGACAUGUUAUUGAAGAUGGCAUGCUGCAUUUGUACAUCUACUCGUUGAGGCCGAUCACCAAGGGCACAGAAAUCACCAUUGGAUUUGAUUUCGACUAUGGCAGCUGGUGAGUUUGCAUAGAAAAACCUAUGGUACACCAAAACCAGGAGCCCACGGAGAACCUCGUCAUUGUAAGCCGGCGGCGGGGCAGCCGCAAGGAAAAGGAUGUAACCCGUGAAGAGGGCCAGAACCAGAACAUAGUUUUGGAAGGCGAGGGGAAGAGCAAGGGCGUUGGCGAUGGGAAACAGAGAAAGCUUUCUCCUCUCCGUCUCUCCAUCUCCAACAACCAGGAUCCUGAGUUAUAUGAGGAUCUAGAAGACAAAACCUCCGUUAGCAAUGAAGUAGAGAUGGAGUCAGAGGAGCAGAUUGCAGACAGGAGGAGGAAGAUGACACGAGAAGAAAGAAAGAUGGAGGCCAUUCUGCAAGCUUUUGCUCGCAUGGAGAAGAGAGAAAAAAGACGGGAGCAAGCCCUGGAGAGAAUCGGCAGUGUCAAGUCGGAGGUCGGAGGCCGAAGUGACAUCAAGGAAGAGCCUCCAGUCACACCUGAGACGGCAGAUUCCCCAACUGUCGCACAGCCACUUCUGGAGAUCAAGGAGGAGCCAGGAAUAAAGCCUGCGAAGGUCAAAGGAUCCAGAAACAGGAAGAGUUUCUCACGGAACCGCACGCACAUUGGCCAACAGCGUCGACGAGCUCGCACCAUCAGCACCUGUUCUGACCUGCCACCAGGCUCUCCUGUGGAGUCAGUGGAGCCCUUGACCAACGAUCCUCCUGAAGGAGAAACGCCCACUGCACCAGAGCCCGAAGCUGUCGCUGCCCAAGCACCAGAUACCAGUCCACCCCACAGCAGCUCACCAGCACCUGACAGAAACCGCACCGGAAGCAAGAGCUUCAAAACAAAAAAGCACUUUGUCAGCGAAUGGGUGGGAGAGAAGCAGCAGGACCGUGGUGCCGUGCGAACUCCUGAGCCAGUCCCAGAGAGACCCCUGAGAAUAAGCAGUGACCCUGAAGUGUUGGCUACACAGCUCAAUGCUCUUCCAGGCAUGACCUGCUCACCGCAGGUGUACAGCACGCCCAAACACUACGUUCGCUUCUCGUCCCCAUUUCUGGCUAACCGCAGCCCCACCACUCCGGGAGUUCCCACAGGGAGACGGAGAUCUAGGGAACUGCCAGAGACGCUUCCAACGACGGGCUCCUGCAAAAAGCGGUGGUUAAAGCAGGCUCUAGAAGAGGAGGGCUCCCCCAGUCCUGCCAGGCGUCCCAGCUUCUGUAUGCCCAGUGAAGGCCCACUCAGCCCCGCCAUUAACGGAGACUCUGACAGUCCUCUACCCUAUAAUGGCACUUGUUUGUUACCAGAGCUGCCCACCCCUCUGAAGAAACGGCGGCUCAGCCCGUUGGAUGCCUGUAUGUCCGAGGGCUCCACACCUUACGGCUCACCAUGUGCCACACCCACCAGGUCAGACCCUUCAGAGACUCCCGUAACACCCGUCUUACUGACUACUCCACCACGCCCCCGUACUGAAGAGCUCAAUCCAGAGCCCCUGCCCAGCACCCCAACGCCGACACUUAGUGCUCCCCUGGAGAGUGAAUCUUCAGUAGAAAAUUCACCGGAGGUCACCCGGAAACCAAGCGUGCAAGAGGCUGAUCAUCCCCCUUCGUUAGUCUCCUCUCCGUGCGUCAGAGCCAGCAGCUCUGAAGUUGUCCAGACGGAAGCCAAGGUGUCUGUUCUGUCUGUUCCAGACAGUCCUCAGCCCCCAGCAGCAGACCCCGUGGACUUUGCAGAGGAGAGGAUAGAUAGUACAGGUAUUGAGGGCAACGGCGAGACGUCCUCGUCUUUAGAGACUUGUGCCCCCUCUUUUCCUGGUUGGAUUAAAAGUCCAGAAAGAGGCCCGACUGGAACAGCUGGACUGAACUUCUCCCCAGUCAACUCAAACUUAAGGGACCUCACCCCCUCGCACACCCUGGAGCCUCUGGCAGCUCCCUUCCGGCCCGAGGCUGCAGCUGGGACUGCAGCGGUGUCCACAGCAGGGACAGGACCAUUGGUUGGACCUCAAACCCCUUUCAGUGAAGGCCAGGGGCAGCUCUUCUAUCCCUGCUCUGAGGAGGGGGGCUCCUUAGGAUUCUCCCGCACACUGAAUGGGGAUGGAACCGGUGAAGUGGGAGGAUCAGCACAGAAUCCACCACAAAAGAAAAAGGUUUCUCUGCUCGAGUACAGAAAACGACAACGAGAAGCUCGCCGCAGUGGCUCCAAAACAGAGUGCAGCUCUCCCGUCUCCACCGUACCACUUCUGACCGUGGACGCAUUUCCUGGUGUUUUGGAGAACACUGUUGAGCCUCCCCCACCUCCCGCUCCCCCAGUGGUUUGCAACAACACUCUGGCCACCACAUCAAAGGAGCCGUUAACAACUGAGGAGGCGGAAGGAGCAGCAGAGAAAGGAGAGAGGGAGGGAGGAGAAGGACAGUGGACAUCGUCCACUUCUGUGGAACAGGCCAGAGAACGCGGCUACCACAGAGCUCUGCUGCUCAGCAAAGAUAAAGAUACAGAUGGCGAGGCAGAGGGCAGUGAAACAGCUGCACAGAGGGACUGUCCAUCACCAGGUCCACAGAGGACACCAACACACGCACCCUGCUCUCCUGGUGCUUCCAACCCAACGCCCAGUCGGUCUCUAAAGGAGGAGGACUCUGACUCUCAGCCCAGAUUGACAAAUCCCACGGGCCCGCCCCCGAGCAAGCCUGUAGGACCCAAGCCCACCCCUGUGACUCCCACCAAGCUGCAUCAGACCCCACUGCCCUCCUCCCCUGUGCACUACCCUGCUCCUUCUAUCAUCCACUCUCCCAAGCCUCAGCCGCAGGGCUCUCCCUUCCGCGGUCAGAGGACGCUGUUCCCAGCGCAGCCUCAGACCCAACCUCAGGCUCAGCCUCAGAUUGGCCCUGCUGCUUUUCCCCCCUAUAACUCACAGGGUGCUCCUCCACCUCCACCUGCACCGUCGGUCUCCACGGCGUAUUACCCCAACCAGAGCUCCUCAGCUGCUGGACCUUUCCCUGGGUUCAAAAGUUCUGUCUCUUCUCCGUACCCACCAGGGUCUCAGCCCCUGAUGCAGACUCUUCCACACAGCGUGCACUAUCAGAGCUCAGCUGCUCCACCGCCUCCACCUCCCCCACCUCCUCAUCUGAUGUCCAACCCGGCCCUGCUCCAUGUCAACCUGCAGCCGACUUCCAUCCAGCAGCAUCAGCUCUUGAUGACCAGUGCGCCUCCACCACCUCCUCCUCCACAGGCCCAGGUCUCCCAGCAGACACCACAACAACCUCCCGGAGGAAGCAGUUUGCUGUCCCUCACCCCACCCCCACCGCCUCCUCCACCUCCCCCGGCCCCAUCUUCCAACACAGCGAUGCAGCCCCUCCACUUUCAGAACUUGGGGGGGUUUCAACCCACGUUAAUGCAUCCAGGUGCCGCUACCAAUCCUUCGUUGCCCCAGUCCACCUACCCACCUCCUCCCCUCCAGCAGACUGGACUGCCCCCACCUCCUCCGCCUCCUCCGCAACAGACUCAACAAGGCCAGGCCCAGGCCGCCGCAUCCCAGAUGCCUUCUGGGACUCGUGGAGCUCCCACGUCGUCGACCCCUUUCCACAGCUCGGGUUACCUGAGCACAGGGUGGCAUUGAACAAAUGCCCUCUCCCUGCUGUGGGCCCCCCAGCAGCCCCUGAGAACUCAGCCUGAGAGGGGUGUGUACCAUAAGCUGUAGAUAAAUUUUCUAUGUACCUGAACACAUGGCCAGUGGAAAAACAGCUGAUGGUGGGAUAAAAGGGUACUUUUUAGAAAAAAAGGACAAAAAAUUAUAAGGAAAAAAAAAAGAACAGUGACGACGAUCUUCAAGAGAAACUGUUUGAAAAAAACAUGAAGAUGGACAACAACAGCUCCUCUCCUCAUGGUGCUCACAGCCCCCCACUCUUUGGCCGCAUUUAGUUAUUUUAUAUAUCUUUCCUGUUAACCAGAGGAAAACUGUUCUGUGUCCCAUUUGGACUCCCGUUGUAAGGCCCCGCACUUUCUUAUCAACUGACAUUCCAGCCUGUACCACAGCCUCCCUCUUCCUCCUCCUGUCAGUUAUUCCUUCUUGUUCUUCUUCACUCUUUUCUCUCUCUCUCUCUCUCUCUCUCGUCUUUGUCGCCUCUCUUACACCAUUAAUUUGUUUUAUUCUAGUGGCUCAUUAUAGAAAAAGAGAAGCUUUUUGUAUAGAGAAAAAAAGAAAACACAAUUAUUUUUUUUAUUCCUCUGUCUAACAACAAAUAUUUGUUCACCGCUGAAGAUAUAACAAAGACCAGUUACUGGGAGCUUCGCUUACCAACAUGGAAGACUGCACUUCAGAGAGUGUGUGUGUGUGUGUGUGUGUGUGUGUGUGUGCUUGCGUGCGCACAUAUUCCUGUGCGUGUCAAUGUGUGUGCGUGUGUGUGUGAGUGCUCAGUCUCCUGAAGUAGGCAGAGUGGUGUGGCGCGCAAGUAGGAAGGUAGCGGUUUAUUUUUGAAUAUCAAUGGUUACUUGUAGAAAGUGUAAGUAAAUGUAUAGGUGGUUACUCCAGCUUUCACCAGGAACAGUUUGUAAAUAUUUCCUUUCUUUUUCCUUCUCCUUCUUUUCUACGCUUGUACAAUUUGCUCCCAUCCCAUUUUGAAUCAUCAAUGUAAAUAUAAAAUGGCUCUUCUUGGCAAAGCUGAAUGUUUCUGUGACUGUAGCAUUGUUUUUAUUUUAAUAAUUUUUUCCUCUCUCUCUCGCUCUCUCCCUCUCUCUCUCUCUCUCUCUGGAGACUCUUUGACUUUGUCUUUUUUUAUUAUUUGUGUGUGAGUGUAUGUUUGUGUGGAGGAGAGAGACUCACAGACACAGCACUGGUUGGCUUUUUUCAUGGUUCAUUAUAAUAAAUCACUGUAAUGACAGUUUUAUACCA